This is a messenger RNA of Ostrinia nubilalis (European corn borer), 1203 nucleotides long. RefSeq lists its product as uncharacterized. Bases 18 to 1100 code for a protein of 360 amino acids. The transcript has 2 exons. The record is from RefSeq and is a predicted model, not a curated record. NCBI's taxonomy places the organism in Eukaryota, Metazoa, Arthropoda, Insecta, Lepidoptera, Crambidae.
GUGCUUUUAUUUCGAGCAUGGCGAUUUCAUACAAAAUGCAUAUUAUACUGGGUUUGCAAGUGAUAGUACUAAUAAAUCUAUCACAAUCAUUCGUGCUGUUAACAGCCAACAUGGAAGACGUUAGAAAACUAGCGAAAAAAUUCGUCUCUGAAUCUUUGGCUGAGCAGAUAGCUGAUUUUAUAGCAAAAGUCACAAGUACCUCUGGUAACACUGCAAACGUUUCAGAGGAGAACGAAGAAAACGCCAAUCUUUAUCACGAAAUAUCCAGCGAAGAUUUAUACAGAAGCAAUAAAGCAAAGCCAAGAUCUCCAAAUAAGGAAGAAGCGAAAAAGUCACCACCGAGCAGAACGCAGACCACGAAACAUGAAAGAAUGACCACAGAAAGAAGUCGUUGGCCUAACUAUAUAAACCAUAAUAAGAGGACAAAACAAACCAAAAGUAGACAGGGCAUAAUAAAACAUAGCCACAAUAGCUGGAAUAAACCAAGUAAACAUCGGCUAUCAGGAAAUGUUCUAGAUGAGAACAAUAAUAGAGAUGUCACUACAGAGCCAGAGAAAAAAGAAGAAGAUCAUCCAGAAAUGUCUAUUGAUAUAGAUCCUGCACCAAUAUCAGAAAAUGUGGAAGCUACUAUUAAACCCACUAAGCACCGUCGAAAACCCAAAAGAAAACCAGAAAAGGCAGCACAGUUGGUUAAUAACAUCCCUGAUUCGACUAUAGGAUACGCAGAGAAAUUUGAAUUUGAUGAAAACCCUAACCCUGGUCGACAUAAACUUUCACAAUUAGCUUCCGAAGAAAUUAAUGAAACUAACUCAAAUGAUGAUUUAACAAAGAAUUUUUAUGACACGUCAGCAAACCUUUCAAAAACUACUACAUUAAAGUACGAAGGUUUUAACAUUGGGAGGAGUGGGAGAGAAAUGACAACAGAGAAAGAGAAGAAUGAUUUUGAUCAGUACGACAACAAGAACUAUCCUAAAUCUGAAUUCGUAGCGACGAGUGGACCGGUGGUACUGCCAAAAGUACCUGCACAGUCGCAGUGGUGGGAGAAAGAAGUACUAGGUACAGGAAAAGGCAAAGAACAGAAGAGAAAAGCUUGGUUCUAAAGGUUAUAAAGUCGAUUCAGCAGAGAAAUUAACAAAUACAAUUACAUAGCAAACUUUAUCACGAUUGAUGUAUUAAAUAAAUAAACUAUGCUAUCACUCUCAA